UUGUACUCCGAAUGCAACCUGCGCCUAAAUCGGUAACCACCAUGCCACGUAACUGGUCAGGAAACAAAGUUUCCAUCCUUUGGUAUCACCAUAACGAUGAUCUCACUAUAAGGAUCACCCAGUUCCUCGAAAAACGAUUUCCUAAUAUUUGAAAAUGAAAGUAACGCCACUUACAUGGCACAACUCAUUUCUUUUCCUAAGUUUACUGACAGCAAUCCAGACUGAGCUCUCUCAAGCGGCUUUCAAGGAAGACAAAACAUCUAAAACGACAGGUAAAAGUCACCAACAUCACAAGACGGACGUGAAGAAGGAAAAACGUUUCAUGAACGAGCAUUUUCCGAAAGGAAGAGUUGUUUAUUCUUUCGUGACGGAUAGGAACCGAUACUUGGCAAGAAGGCCGCACCUGUAUCGAGCUUUCGUUGUUCGAAGUCCUUUAAGAGUGCAACAAUCGACAGAAAACGCAAAUGGGCGUCAAAACAUUCCUUUCAUGGAGGUGGAACCUACAUAUCAUCAACCGUUUGUAAGAGUUCGUCCCAUUUCGCGACCAAUUUACUACUUACAAGAUACACCUGAUGAACAAGAAGCAGAGUUCGAGGAUCCUUUGAAUGAACCUGUUGCUUUGAUGCCUGAGGAAUUUCCAGUAAAUCUCGACAGCUGCCGUCCCAAUCCGUGUUAUAAUGGAGGACGGUGCAGGAGACUCAGACAUGGAAGAUUUAGAUGUGUAUGCCAUAGAGGAUAUGGCGGCAGAUUAUGCAAUGAGAUUGAUCCUUGUCUGCCGAAUCCUUGCGAAAAUGAAGGAGCCUGUUCCAGACUGAGUCGCGGCCAGUACAAAUGUACCUGCAGUCACGCUUUUGUUGGUCCACUUUGUACAAUUUCAAAUCCAUGUCUACCUAGUCCAUGUCUUAACAAUGGGACCUGUGUGAAUAAAGGAAUCACAUUUGAAUGUCACUGUCCAGCAGCCUUUUCUGGAAAUCGAUGUGAAAUCCAAUCCAAAUGCUUUCCAAACCCUUGCCUUAAUGACGCCACUUGCCGUGACGUGGACAUAGGUCGCGGCUACGUGUGUUACUGCUCCAUUGCAUACUUGGGACCUAACUGCGAAAAAACCAAUUUAUGCUUUCAACACAAUCCUUGCCAGAACGGAGGCACGUGCAAAACGGAUGGAACCAAUUUAGCGUGUCAAUGUCCUCCAGGUUAUUUGGGAUCACAUUGCGAACAGGCGAACUUCUGUUAUUCAUCGCCUUGCAAAAACGGAGGGACAUGCUCUCCAAAUACUGAUGGCUUUGAAUGCGACUGCAAACAAGGAUUUUUCGGGAAAACGUGCGAAGCUUUGAGCAGUCACUGCUUUCCAAACCCUUGCAAGAAUGACGGGUUGUGUGCCGAAGUGCAGAGCAAGGAGGGAUAUAUUUGUGUUUGCAAGGAAGGAUUUGUUGGAUCACAUUGCGAAAGAAAAGAUUCGUGUAUGCCAAAUCCCUGUCAACACAAUGGUACAUGCUUACAGGCUCAUAACAGGCGAGGAUAUCACUGCCUUUGUCAAGCAGGUUGGCGAGGAUAUGCCUGCGACCGGGAUGAUCUUUGCUAUCCCACCAACCCUUGUCUUCAUGGAGGAACAUGUUUCAAUGCCCUCGACGCCUUCAUUUGCCACUGUCCUCCGAGAUAUUCAGGAAAACAUUGUGGAAAUGACAAGUGUGCGCGUUGCGACGUAAAUGCGAACUGUGUGGAUGGAACGUGUGAAUGCAGACAUGGUUUCGUUGGCAACGGGUUCACGUGCACUCCUGUUGGAGAUCCGUGCCAACCCAAUCCUUGUGAAAAUGGCGGAACAUGUCAUACAGGACAUGGUGAAAAACUGUUUGAAUGCACGUGCCGCGAAGGAUUCAUCGGCACUAAGUGUGAAGCAUCCAAAAGUGCAUGUGUAUCAAACCCGUGCGCUAAUGGAGGAACAUGCGUAGAUGCCACAAACAAUGAUGGUUCAUUGCUGGAGGGUGUCAUAUUUACAAACCAUUCACAGUUCAAAUGUGUUUGCCCCAAGGGUUACGCAGGAGAAAACUGUGAGAAACUUGUCAUGACUAAUCCCUGCUCUACUCACCCAUGUCUCAACAAUGGGACGUGCUUUGACGAUACAAACAGCGCUGGAAUAGAUCUGAAACUACUAAAUGCUUUGGACUUUCGUUGCUUCUGUCCCAUUGGAUACAGUGGUAUUGUCUGCGAAACACCUAAGUCAGCAUGUCACUCAAGCCCAUGCCUUCAUGGUGGGACCUGCUUAGACUCUUCUAACACAGCUGACGUGGCGUUUAACGCUAACGGCUACAAAUGUCUUUGCACCGCGGGCUUCAUAGGAAUGAAUUGUGAAGCCAGUUCAGUAUCCGAAGUAAGGGCUGCUUCAGCCACAGCUACCCUCCAGGCCACAGUUAAACCAAUAGGUGCGCAGAGCUACAAACCAACAGUUCAAGUGAUAGAUGUUCAUGCGUCUCGUGGGACACCAGGUGCCCCACCAGUUAUGGCUCUGGUGCCACAAGAGCCGAAGGAAACAAGCGCAGUAUCGGGACAAUUAGGUGCAACACUUCUUGCCAAACCAGUUUCAAGUCCAGCGAAGGCGAAUGUUGGUCUUACGGCAGAGUUUGAAAAGCCUAGUCAAAGCCAAGUUGGUGUUGUUGUGAUUCCACAAUCUGCCCAAGCACGUGCUGCCAGACCUACGACGGUCCAGAGCUAUGGCCCUCCCAGUUCCUCAAGCAGUGGUGUUGCAAUGGCAUUAUCUUCCGGUGCACCGGGUCAGUUAGGCUAUGUGCUGCCUGUAUCAUCAUCUUUACUUCCAUAUGUGGCUUCCCCAAGCGCGGCACCAGCACCUUCUACUAACUCUCUUGCUUAUGUAGCGUCCAAGGCAGUACCUGCUCAACUGCCAUCAGUGGGUCUUAUUUCGUCACCUCCGGCUAUACCAUCUCUGCUUGCUGCACCAUCUUCAUCACCUGCUGUGGCUCAGGCACCUGGGAUUAUCAUGCCCCCAGGGUUGUCACCACUCCGAGGGAAUGGACCUCUGAGUUUGGCUCUACCAGAAGGGACACCUGUUUUUGGCCUUACGGCAAGAAGACAAACUUUGAAUCAGAGAUCAAGAAAUUAUGGUCCUUCCUAUGCAAGUUACAAUGGUUAUACGAGUAGAAACGCCAACCGAGGAAAUAAUCAACAGAUCUAUGGACGUUAUCCUUAUACCCGAACAAAUUGGUACUCGAAUCAAAACUACGCGAACGCUUUCCAACGGAGUUACCGACACGCAAACAAGAAAAAACGAAACAAUAUCACUAUCAAGGAGAAGACAUUCAAGUUGUCGCUGGAGAACCUUUGCUUCCUAAACCCAUGUCUGAAUGGAGGGACAUGUAUGGAGGUAAUGGGAUCUCACAGUUGCCUGUGCGUAGAGGGAUUCAGCGGCUCCGCUUGUGAAAUUGAAAGCAAAUGUCGAAGCAAUCCAUGCAGAAAUGGAGGAACAUGUUUCGACAAUCACAAUUCGUACACGUGUUCGUGUUUGGCGGGAUUUUCAGGAAUAAACUGUGAAACAAUGGUGUCAGUAUGCGACUCUAACCCAUGUCUUAAUGGUGGCUCAUGUCUCAAUCAAGGACCUAACAUUUAUAAAUGUGUUUGUGCACAUGGUUUCCGAGGAAAGAACUGCGAAAGCGAGAAAAAGUGCGAGCCUAACCCGUGCCAGAACAGUGGAGUCUGUAGAGAACUUAUAGAGGACGAAGAUUACAAGUGUGAAUGUUUACAUGGAUAUAGGGGCAAGGAUUGUGAAGAGGAGAUUAACCUGUGUGAAUCAAAUCCAUGCAUAAAUGGUGGCACGUGUUCUACGUUAGGAAGUUCAUACCACUGUCUUUGUGUUGAAGGAUUUCGAGGAAUAAAUUGUCAGGAGCCGGAUAGAUGUCACUCGCUUCCUUGUCAAAAUGGUGGAUCAUGUUAUCAGGAAAUCACCGGGACAUACAAAUGUCAGUGUCCAGAUGGAUUUAGAGGUUUCAAUUGUGAAGAGGAGUUGAAGUGUCAUUCCAACCCAUGUCAAAAUGGCGGCACCUGUUUUGAGAACAGUGGUGGUUAUACUUGUACAUGCCAACCAGGCUACAAAGGGAUCAACUGUGCAGAGCGUGACAACUGUCAUCCUAAUCCCUGUCACCAUGGUGGCGUCUGUGAUAUCGACGGCGAAGACUUCACCUGUUCCUGUUCGUCUGGGUGGACUGGACUCACCUGUGAAGAUGAAGACCACUGUCAUCCGAAUCCAUGUGAGCACGGAGGAGUUUGUAUAGCAAAGGGAGCAUCUUAUGAAUGUCACUGUCCCAUGCAUUGGACGGGAAUCAACUGUGAAACACCCUCUACAAUAGCCUAUGCUGUGGCCAACACAUGCGCAGCUACCACGUACGGUUGCUGCCCUGAUGGGAAGACACCAGCUGCAGGACCUCACCAAGCAGGCUGCCCAGAACAUAUUGGAGGUAUGAUCGCCAAAUAACCAGUGCAGUUAUCAGGAGGAUUCCAGAAAGUUGACGAACGACUCCAGACAGAGGCCAUCUCUAAAAAGAUUACCCUUGUCUUUGAUUUGUAUGGAAGAUGCGGAGAAAACUCUUUGUUUGAAAAAGUAAUCUUGCUUGAGCUGAGCUCAGAACAUUUGCAUUGUAAAUAAGAAUGAUAAUGUUAGCGCUAAAACGGUGUAAAAAGUAAACUAAUUGACAUGUUAUCGAUAAACAGAAUGUGUCGUAAAAAAGUAAAGUUUUCCUCUUCAGGGUGAGAUUAGAUCUAAAGGAGUGAAACAAGAAUUAAUUCGAGAAAGUCUCGACAAAUGUUGAAUAGUCACUAAUCAAAUAUCAUUUGAUCACCUUUAAACUGACGUUAGCUCUUUUAAAAGUCAUGGAAUUUCACAACAUUUCGGUUGAAUAUUUUGAAACUGUUUGAUUCUAAGGCUAGAUUUCCACAGUUUUCUCGAGUCCGUUCUUUGAUCAGAUCUACUCAGGCGAGGAGCGAGGGCUCGAUUCUUGAUCAGCGGCUGGUAAGCGAGCAACUCAGCUGCGCAUGCUGUUGUCAACAACAUAGGGGUCAAACGUUUGCGCAUGUGCCAAAGCUGCGGUGGCUUGACGUCGUGCUUUAAGGCCAUCAGAGCUAUUUAGACUUACAGGUGUGAAAAAAUAACCAUACAAGCUAGUUUAUCACGGUGUUUUGAAAACACGCAGUUUCUUUUGUUAAAGCUUCAAACAAACCGUUAAAUAAUCAGAAUACACUUCAUGAAAUAACGUUUGAGUUCGAAAAGUCCUGAGUUUUCUAUUUACUACUUUUGUUUUGUUGUGAAAGAUUUCUGUGAACGUUUCAAUCACUUUUUCGGUCAUUUGACACGCUUUCCCAGUGUCUGUUGCGCCAGAACUCGGCCAAAAUUGCGCAUACCCAACGUUUGACUGCUGUGUUACAAGCAGUGGUUGUAUUAAUAUCAUAUCGUCGCGAUAUUUUGAAUUUUUAAUUAUCAUCGCUUUAUAAACGGGGAUUUGAGGAGAACAGCAGUUAUGUUUGUUGAGAUGUGUACAAACUUGUUAUGCUGGUGACAUCUCUAAUAUUCUUUCCGCUUGAAACGUUUAUUUAUGUUGAUACGUUUAAACAGGCUCUGUGUGUAUCUAUCUAUUAUGAAUUUUCAUCUAAUAGGGAAAUUUGCUCAAGGGCGUUUGUCGUGACUAAUGAAUGAAAGGCAAAUAGUAUUUAAAGUGUUGAUUUGUAUUGAUAAAAGUUUACAUAUGAGUUUGUACUGGACUCGACUCAGAGACGUACCUCCUAAUUACUAGAAAUGACAGACUGUAGUCUACCGUGGCCUAGUUUUUCCCUCCUCCUCUCCUUGAAAAAGUAUAGGUUGAUUAAAACAGAAUUGUCUUUUCAACUGAAUUUAGGGACACUGUAAUUAACUUUGAUUUUAAUGAAAAAGAACUGAAUUAUGAUAUUAAAUAAAGCAUCACAUCCUUGCAGCAUUGAUUAAUAAAGGAAUUUAUAUCUA
This is a messenger RNA of Stylophora pistillata, 5995 nucleotides long. RefSeq lists its product as uncharacterized. NCBI's taxonomy places the organism in Eukaryota, Metazoa, Cnidaria, Anthozoa, Scleractinia, Pocilloporidae. Gene Ontology annotation, molecular function: calcium ion binding. Gene Ontology annotation, cellular component: cell surface; signaling receptor complex; plasma membrane. The record is from RefSeq and is a predicted model, not a curated record. Gene Ontology annotation, biological process: Notch signaling pathway; axon guidance.